Molecule: messenger RNA, 2269 nt
Organism: Carlito syrichta (Philippine tarsier)
Lineage: Eukaryota; Metazoa; Chordata; Mammalia; Primates; Tarsiidae
Gene: ZNF689
Product: zinc finger protein 689
Exons: 3
Coding region: 385-1881 (498 amino acids)
Biological process (GO): regulation of DNA-templated transcription
Source: RefSeq, a predicted model, not a curated record
GGGAGGGGGGGAAAAGGGCGUGAAGCCCAAUCGCAGCGCCAUUACACUUGAGGGCAAAGAGGUUAGGAAGCCGGCAUGGCGCUCCGGUCAAUAAAAUCGAUAGCUGGAAGCCGCCUGUGUUCCAGGCAAAGGCGGUGCGGUAGCAGCGCCGCCAUUUUCCCCGAAGGCAUCUUCCGGUGCCUUUCACCCAAGUUCGGGCAGGAGUUUCCUGAAUAAGAGCAAAAGGUUUCCGUUAGCCCCGCGGGCGGCCGAUUCCGAUUCCCUCUGGACCACCCCGGCCACCCGCAGCCCUGGUCCAGCGGGGGCUCCUCAAUCCCAGGGUCCGCCAGCGCCCAAGGGCCGAGGCCUGGACGGGGAAGGCGGUGGCGCCGCUUCUCGGGUCCAAUGGCGCCGCCUUCGGCUCCGCUCUCCGCGCGCGGACCAGGAGACGCCAGACCCAGUCGGAAAAGGGGAAGGAGGCCGAGGGCUCUGAAGUUCGCAGACGUGGCCGUGUACUUCUCCUCGGAGGAGUGGGGGUGUCUGCGGCCCGCGCAGAGGGCUCUUUACCGGGACGUGAUGCGGGAGAACUACGGCCACCUGGGCGCGCUCGGGUGUGCAGGUCCCAAGCCAGCUCUCAUCUCCUGGUUGGAACGAAAUACCGAUGAUUGGGAACCGGCUGCCCUAGAUCCGCUGGAGUACCCGAGAGGGGUAACAAUCCAGAGAAAAACCAGAAAGAAGAAUGGGGAGAAGGAAGGAUUCCCACCUAAGGAGGCACCCCGAAAAGGGAAGCGUGGCCGCAGGCCCAGCAAACCCCGACUGAUACCCAGGCAGACUUCUGGGGGCCCCAUCUGCCCUGACUGCGGCUGUACCUUCCCUGAUCACCCGGCCCUCGAGAGCCAUAAGUGUGCCCAGAAUCUGAAAAAGCCUUACCCUUGUCCAGACUGUGGGCGUCGCUUUUCCUACCCAUCCCUGCUGGUCAGUCACCGGCGGGCACACUCUGGCGAGUGCCCCUAUGUUUGUGACCAGUGUGGCAAACGUUUCUCCCAGCGCAAGAACCUCUCCCAGCACCAGGUUAUCCAUACAGGUGAGAAGCCCUACCACUGCCCUGACUGUGGCCGCUGCUUCCGAAGGAGCCGGUCCUUGGCCAAUCACCGGACCACGCACACAGGCGAGAAACCCCAUCAGUGUCCCAGCUGCGGGCGUCGCUUCGCCUACCCCUCCCUGCUAGCCAUCCACCAGCGCACGCACACGGGAGAGAAGCCCUAUACCUGCCUCGAGUGCAACCGCCGCUUCCGCCAGCGCACUGCCUUGGUUAUCCACCAACGCAUCCACACCGGCGAGAAGCCCUACCCGUGUCCGGACUGCGAGCGGCGUUUCUCCUCAUCCUCCCGUCUGGUCAGUCACCGGCGUGUACACUCCGGGGAGCGUCCCUAUGCCUGCGAGCACUGUGAGGCCCGCUUCUCCCAGCGGAGUACACUGCUCCAGCACCAGCUCUUGCACACGGGAGAGAAGCCCUACCCCUGCCCAGACUGUGGACGUGCCUUCCGGAGGAGCGGCUCCCUGGCCAUACAUCGCAGCACGCACACCGAGGAGAAGCUGCACGCCUGCGACGACUGUGGCCGACGCUUUGCCUACCCCUCGCUGCUGGCCAGUCACCGGCGUGUGCACUCAGGCGAGCGGCCCUAUGCUUGCGACCUUUGCUCCAAGCGCUUUGCCCAGUGGAGCCACCUGGCUCAGCACCAGCUACUGCACACUGGGGAGAAGCCUUUCCCCUGCCUUGAGUGUGGCCGAUGCUUCAGGCAGAGGUGGUCUCUGGCCGUCCACAAAUGUGGCCCCAAGACCCAAAACUGUAGCCCUAGAUCUGCUGUUGGGGGACCCAGCCAGAAGGGUAAUGCCCUUUAAAAAGGGAAGGACUGUGUAAGGUCAUUUCAUUUCUUGGAGAGGCCCAGAAAAAGGAAGGAGGAGCCCUGGGUCAUACAGGGCAGAAUCAGAACUAAAACCCAGGUCUCCUGCACCACAGACCUGAACUUGAGUCUAUUCCACUGCACUGGCUGCCUUACUGUAUGUGUCGAACAGUCCCGUUAGGACAGGUAACAUCAUUUGGCUAAAGUCUUCCAACCUACCUUACCCUAAACUAAUUUAUGUGUGUGGCUAUCGGGGCUAAAAUUCUCCCCAUCUGUUUUGGGGGCUGUCUGCUCUUCUAGUUUGUGCAUACAGGGAUUGCCUGUCCCCUUGCAUGCAGUCGGGAGAAUCCCACUUAUUAGGGGUAGGACCUUCUCCUACUCUGCCU